AUGACUUCAUUUCAUAUAUUCCAACAUAUAUUUAAUUCAUCUUUUGAAUUCUAUGGCCUUUCCGAAUGGUUAUUAGAAAUAAUGCCUGAUAAUGUUAAUCUUACUCGUACAAAUAUAAAACAAUCAAAUAAUGGUUGGAUAUUUCGACGACAUAAUGCACAUUCAAAAUUCAUAUGUAUGUCAUGUACUGAAUCAACAUCUCAAUUAUUUAGACAAAAGAAAAAAAUCAAUAGUUGGUCAUCAGCAUUCACUACAAUACUUUUUCGUGCACGAUUAGAUAAAUCUCUCAAUGGUCAAAAUAUUGGUCGAAUACAAAUGAAAAUAUUUGAACAAGGUUGUCAAACAUGUAAUAUGUUUAGUACUGGUUUUCUUGAUGAAAAAGAAAUUAAAAAGACAUUUUAUCGUCUAUAUCUAUGGAUAUUAAAAGUAUUUUAUAAUGUUAAAUUAAUUGAUGAUGAAUUCGAAGAAAUUUGUAAUCAACCACAACGUUUAAAUCGAGGACAAAUAAUAUCACAUGAUUCAAGUCGAUGUGAUGGAUGCAAAGUUGGAUGGUGUCAAUAUUUAUAUAAAACUAAAAAUAUAAAUAAACUUAAAAAACAUGUAAUUAUUCAGAAUGAUGUGAAUUAUACUGAUACUAAUGAUUGUGAAUUAAUGUCCUGGAAGGGUGGUGAAAGUUAUGAAAAAUGUUUGAUAUGCAAUAUAACAAAACGAAUGACAGUAUGGAAUGAAACUCUUGCAAAUGAAAAUUGCUUACCAAUUUCAAAUCUUCAUUGUAUACAAAUAUAUUUUAAUACUACUAAGUCAUAUAAAAAUUUUGUUUCGCAAUACAUUCGGAUCAUAAAUGGUCUAUUCGAUAAAGAAAAUUUAACAGAUCGAUUAACACAAAAUAUGCUUUUUAUUCAUAUUCAAUAUGGUGGAAUUAAGGAAUUUAGUUUUAGUACAGUUCAAGUAGUUCAUGAUGUAAUAAAUCGUAGUUACUCUCGUUUACAAUUUGCUUUACUAAAUCGCAAAGAUAAUGUUUCACUCGAAAUAAAUCCUGAUAUACAAAAUAUGACAUUAUUAUCUUUACAAAUAAAUAUCUUUUGUGUUUCUAAAGGAUUAUAUCAAUAUAACUAUGUAUUUGAUCAACACGGUCGAGAACCAUUACGAGAAUCACUCAAAUGUGAAAUUCCAGUAACUUUCUCUCCUAUUAUUCCUACCACAGCUCUAACAACAAAUGUUAUUACAGAAACAACUACUAAAGUAUCAAUAACUACUCUUGUGUAUAAAACUUCUACAAAGAAAUCUGAAGAAAAUAUUAUACUUAUUGUUAGUUUAGUUAGUGGUGGAAGUUUAUUACCAUGUUUAUUACUUACUUUUUGUAUAUAUAUGUUAUGUAAAAGAAGUAAUCAACAAAUUGAUAUAGAUCGCAAACGAAGAGGAAGUAUAUUAUCUAAUGAAAAUAUUUCAAUAUCAAGUGAUAGUAGUAGUAUAUUUUAG
Messenger RNA from Adineta steineri, 1479 nucleotides. Lineage: Eukaryota; Metazoa; Rotifera; Eurotatoria; Adinetida; Adinetidae. The record is from the annotation of a GenBank genome assembly.